Molecule: messenger RNA, 1320 nt
Organism: Cygnus atratus (black swan)
Lineage: Eukaryota; Metazoa; Chordata; Aves; Anseriformes; Anatidae
Gene: FOXD1
Product: forkhead box D1
Exons: 2
Coding region: 1-1320 (439 amino acids)
Biological process (GO): regulation of transcription by RNA polymerase II; cell differentiation; anatomical structure morphogenesis
Molecular function (GO): RNA polymerase II cis-regulatory region sequence-specific DNA binding; DNA-binding transcription factor activity, RNA polymerase II-specific
Source: RefSeq, a predicted model, not a curated record
AUGACCCUGAGCUCGGAGAUGUCCGAGGCGUCGGCGCUGGCUGAGGAGACCGACAUCGAUGUGGUGGGCGAGGAGGACGACGAGGAGGACGACGACGAGCCGCAGCCCCGCCGCCGCCACCGCCGCCGCCGCCGCCGCCGCCGCUCUUACGCCGAGGACGAGGAGGAAGAGGAGGAGGAGGAAGAGGACGAGGAGGAUGUGGGCGACCUCCACGACGAUGCCCUGCUGCCGCGGUCGCCCGUGCGCGGCGGCGGCGGAGGAGGAGGAGGAGGAGGAGGAGGAGGCGGCGGCGGCGGCGGCGGCGGGGCGGGCGGCGGGGACGGCCCCGGCGGAUCGCGGCCCCCCUCCCGGGGCGGCCCGCAGAAGGCGGCGGCGGCGGGCGGCGGCGGGGCGGGCGGCGGAGGCGGCGGCGGCGGCGGGGCGGGCGGCGGCGGCGGUGGCAAGAACAGCCUGGUGAAGCCGCCCUACUCGUACAUCGCCCUCAUCACCAUGGCCAUCCUGCAGAGCCCCAAGAAGCGGCUGACGCUGAGCGAGAUCUGCGAGUUCAUCAGCGGCCGCUUCCCCUACUACCGGGAGAAGUUCCCCGCCUGGCAGAACAGCAUCCGCCACAACCUCUCCCUCAACGACUGCUUCGUCAAGAUCCCCCGCGAGCCCGGCAACCCGGGCAAGGGCAACUACUGGACGCUGGACCCCGAGUCCGCCGACAUGUUCGACAACGGGAGCUUCCUGCGCCGCCGAAAGCGCUUCAAGCGGCAGCAGCUCCCGGCCCCCGAGCUGCUGCUGCGCGCCGUGGACCCCGCCGCCUUCCUCCCGCAGCCCCCUCCCCAGCCCCCGCAGCAGCCGCCCUGCGCCUACGGACCCUACGGCUGCGGCUACGGCCUCCAGCUCCAGCCCUACCACCCGCACUCCGCCCUCUUCGCCUUCCACCACCCCUCCCCGCCGCCCCGGCAGCCCCCCGCCACCGCCGCCGCCUCCGCCGCGCCGCCGGGCCCCUUGCUGCCGGCGGCGGAGCUGGUACGGACGCCCUUCGGCUACGCGCACCCGCUGGGCCCGGCGUUGGCGGCCUCGCUGCACGCCGCCAAGCCCGGCAGCGGCGCGGCCGUGGCCCGCUCGCCCUUCUCCAUCGAGAGCAUCAUCGGGGGCGGACCCGGACCCGGACCCGGACCUGGACCCGGUCCCGGCCCCGGCAGCAGCUGCGCCUCGCAGUCGGCCGCAGCACCGGGGCUGUCCCGCCCGCUGGGGACUGCCGGCGGAGGCCUGUCCCCCGCCGCCCCCCUGCCCGCCGCCCCCGGCUUCGCGGGCCGCAUCUCUAACUGUUAA